Messenger RNA from Diachasma alloeum, 1541 nucleotides. Its product is annotated as protein roadkill. Lineage: Eukaryota; Metazoa; Arthropoda; Insecta; Hymenoptera; Braconidae. Gene Ontology annotation, molecular function: ubiquitin protein ligase binding. The transcript has 2 exons. Gene Ontology annotation, biological process: proteasome-mediated ubiquitin-dependent protein catabolic process; regulation of proteolysis. The record is from RefSeq and is a predicted model, not a curated record. Gene Ontology annotation, cellular component: cytoplasm. The coding region runs from base 302 to 1270 and encodes 322 amino acids.
AGCACUACUGCAACCCUAUCUAAUUUUGCUUUACUGCAGCUACGGUAGUUGAUUCCGAAACGCACCCAAAAAUUCAAGAGAGUUUGUAUUUUAUCGAUACAAUGAUUUCUGAGGCGUGAGCGAGGAAAGCCUAACAAAGACCCCAGUUGGCGUUAGUACAGCACGAUUUACACAGAUUUAUACGACUAAUUACAGCUGAUACAGUCCAUAUCAACCCAUUCUUGUUGUAGAACACAAUUAAAAGAAAGGAUCCAGAAAAAAGGAUAACUGUACUGAUUGUGAGAACGCGGAGAGCAGCAAGAUGGCGACACAGAAAGAGAAAGAUCUUGAGCAGAAGAAAACUUGGCAGAUUGACUGUAAAAAGCUUAAAUGGUCUUAUGAAUUGAUCGUGGAGAACUACAGGAAGAAUCUUCAGAAUGAAGAACGGACCUUUAGUAUAACAUCGCCAAUUGUCCAAUUGCCAGUUUAUCCCAUGAUGUUUAUUAGUACGUCUAAAUUUGUUCACAAAUCAGAGGAGCCGUCGGGAGCAACGCAAGUUGGCAUAAUGCUUACCGGUGAUGACAUACCACUGGGAAUCGGUGUGGAAAUGUACAUUCACGACUCAACGAACCAGAAAAGAGUUAUUUCUAAAGGAACUAUUGCCAAAUUCCUCGAAAAAGAACUGAUUGCAGAAGAUCUGAAUACGUUGAACCUCCUGAUGUCUUUCACUGAACUCCAGAAAGAGUAUAAUCUUCGGAAAGGACCUCUGACAUUCCAUUAUGACUUCACAAUAUUCAGCGAAUUUACCAUCAAGAAACGUAAGCCUAACGUGCCAGCCCUACCCGACCCUGACUCUGGCCUCGUGAACGUAUUCAAAGCUCUUUUCAAUGAUGAAAAGUUUUCCGAUGUCACAUUGAUAGUUGGAGAGACAAAAUUCUACGCCCACAAACUGAUUUUGUCUGUUCGAAGUUCUGUCUUUGCUGCAAUGUUCACCGACAAAACGAAGAGUACUGUCGAGAUAACAGACUUUUCUGAUCGCGUGAUUAAAGCUCUGUUGCGUUACAUCUACAGCGAUGAAGUUGAGCCUGCCUGGUACACAAAUGAGGAAUUCGUUCACGCUGCUUACAAGUACGAUUUGAAAAAUCUCCUCAAGCCCUUGUGUAGACGAGUCCUUUGCGAAAAUCUCAACUCAAAAAAUGCUCCCGCGAGGCUGAUGAUUGCUGAUGAAUUUAACGUUGAAGAAGUUAAACAACGUAUUGUGAAAUUCAUGUUUGGCUCUGUCGAACUUUGAUCCUCCCUGACUACAAAACUAAAGGAUUGAAGUGUUCAAAUAUUUUGUUAUUCAAAACAAGAAUUUUUUCGGCUCAAAUUUUCCAAGUUUUCUUGUUUGAUUUUCUUGAUAAAAAGAAAUGAAAACCAGAAUGAAAAAAAAAUAGAAAAUUUGAGCCGAGGAAAUUCUAUAAAAGAUAUCUCACUAGAAUAAGGUGUAUAGAAAAAUCCAAUUCUAUUCAUUUUUUUAAUAGAUUUUUUUCUACUCAACAUUCCAAUAGAAAUCCAAUAGA